Drosophila miranda is the source of this 854-nucleotide messenger RNA. RefSeq names its product kinesin-like protein Klp61F. Gene Ontology annotation, biological process: mitotic spindle assembly; microtubule-based movement. Gene Ontology annotation, molecular function: microtubule binding; ATP binding; plus-end-directed microtubule motor activity. Gene Ontology annotation, cellular component: nucleus; spindle microtubule. The transcript is spliced from 4 exons. Lineage: Eukaryota; Metazoa; Arthropoda; Insecta; Diptera; Drosophilidae. The record is from RefSeq and is a predicted model, not a curated record. The coding region runs from base 66 to 854 and encodes 262 amino acids.
CACCAUAUUUCGGGUGGCAUCAUUUUUACGCGCUAAAAAGUGAAUUUUGAGUUUUGUGCUGUAAAAUGGACACAUCGAACAACGUACGCCUGCAACUUCAGCAGCAGCAGGCACGCAAAUCGAAUCAAAACAUUCAGGUCUAUGUGCGCGUUAGGCCGCUGAAUGCACGCAAGCGAUGCAUACGCUCCGCAGAGGUUGUGGAUGUGCUCAGUCCACGCGAGAUCCUCACACGCCACACCCUCGACUCGAAGUUGACGAAGAAGUUUACGUUUGAUCGGAGCUUCGGCCCCGAGUCCAAGCAAUGCGAUGUCUAUGCGGUGGUGGUGUCGCCCCUGAUCGAAGAGGUGCUAAGCGGCUACAAUUGCACGGUGUUCGCGUACGGACAGACGGGUACUGGCAAGACGCACACGAUGGUGGGGAAUGAGACCGCGGAGUUGAAGUCCUCUUGGGAAGAUGACUCUGAUGUGGGCAUCAUACCGCGUGCCUUGAGUCACCUUUUCGACGAACUCCGCAUGAUGGAAGUUGAGUUCACGAUGCGCAUCUCCUACCUGGAGCUGUACAACGAGGAGCUGUGCGACCUCCUCUCCACCGAUGACUCCACAAAGAUACGCAUCUUCGACGACAGCACAAAGAAGGGUUCGGUGAUCAUCCAGGGCCUCGAGGAGAUCACUGUCCAGAGCAAGGACGAUGUCUACAAGCUCCUGGAGAAGGGCAAGGAGCGACGCAAGACCGCGACCACCCUCGUCCGCCACUCUCAUCUCGUCCACCCGCUCGAGAGGUCGCGAUCGUCGGACGUGCCAGAACCGUUUCGUGUCGUUGGCUGUCUCUGGAUCGACGAUUGGGCACAUCAAUAG